AUGGCCACCACGGCCGCUGUCAGAAUGGGACAGGGCGUCGCGGACGUCGUCGGGAUCGGGCAGGGCACCGCGGUCGCCAUCGGGAUAGGGAAUGGCAUAUCGGCACCUCUGCGGCGGGCUGUGGCCUCUCGGCCUCAGUCGCGUGCGGUGGAGAGAACCUUAUCCUUCUGUCUGGAUAAUGGAGGUAUGAUUGUUACCUCUGCAUUAAUCAUAUGGAAGGGGUUGAUAGUUUUCACGGGGAGCGAGUCACCAGUUGUAGUGGUUCUCUCUGGUAGCAUGGAGCCUGGAUUUAAAAGGGGUGAUAUCUUGUUUUUGCAUAUGAGCAAAGAUCCUAUUCGCACAGGAGAAAUAGUUGUUUUCAAUGUCGAUGGCCGUGAAAUUCCAAUUGUUCACCGUGUGAUUAAGGUCCAUGAACGUCAGGACACUGCAGAAGUGGACAUCCUCACCAAAGGUGACAAUAAUUUUGGGGAUGACCGACUAUUAUAUGCACAUGGGCAGCUUUGGCUCCAGCAACAUCACAUUAUGGGACGUGCCGUGGGCUACCUUCCAUAUGUUGGCUGGGUUACAAUUAUCAUGACUGAGAAACCAUUUAUUAAGUACCUGCUGAUUGGCGCACUGGGCUUGCUGGUCAUAACGUCGAAAGAUUAG
Miscanthus lutarioriparius is the source of this 648-nucleotide messenger RNA. Lineage: Eukaryota; Viridiplantae; Streptophyta; Magnoliopsida; Poales; Poaceae. The record is from the annotation of a GenBank genome assembly.